UCGAAAAACAUGUAAGUCGUGUUUUCAUGCAUCUUUAGGCUGACAUUUCUUUCUCCCUUCCCCAGGUGGCUCUAUGGCCCGCACUUUGAAUCGCGCGGUCCGGGUCCUUCGGUGGAUCGCCCCCGGCGCUGCCCUGUGCUCAGUUGCCCUGGUAACCGUUUCCAUGACAACGCCCGAGUGGUUGAUCACAAACGAAAGGUUUCCGAAUGGAACGGGCCCGGCAAUCAACAAGAAAACCUACAGCGGAUUGUGGAAGAUAUGCUAUACGCCAUUGGGCAGCAGUGAGUUUGUAUGUGAGCUGAUCGACUAUUUUCCGAGAGAAAACUAUUCACCUGACGAUGCAGACUCCACCAUGGCUAUACCGAACGCCGUGGUGACCACGGGGCCAUUCCUGUUCGCCGGAGCUGCUGUUCUGCUGACGGGGGUUAUUUGCUACGCAGUCGGCCACUGCUUUCGUCGCCGGAGGCUUCUCAGUUUCGUCGGCGGCGUCAACUUCAUACUGGCUGGUCUUUUGGCGAUGAUAGCCACCAUCGUCUACAUCUCCACGUUCAAGGCCGAGGUGAAGAACAAGCUGCGUUCGAGGAACCUCUGGGAUCCGCCGCGGUUCACCUAUCGCUUCGGCUAUGGCUUCUACAGCCUCAUCGGAGGCUUCAUCAUGUCUGAGCUCACUGGUAUCGUCGUCAUCUUCCUGUACAUCUUCUGGCACCAGCGAGAUUGGGAGCGGAAAAGUCUGAAACUCGCCCAGCAGGGGUGCCUUAUGAACGGCUGCGCUCCACGCCUGCGCAGAGACGCUCCUACGAGUCGCUCUCUGGACCGGGGUCCUCCAGUACCCCCAGCGGCCCGCUGCAAAUACAACGAGCUUCCGUAUAGACAGUUCGCGAGUCUGCCGCGGCGGCUGGAUUUCAACGGGAGUGGUGAAUGUUCUAUGGCGGGGUCAGCCAGUAUGGACUGGGUGGCGAGGUCGAGAGAGGGAGAGAGUGAGCAGUGGCCUCGGAGAGAGGUGGAAGAGUGGCCGCGGAUGGGGAGAGAGCGGGGCUGCUCCAGGGAGAGGAGUGGGGAAGAGUGGGGUAAGAGUGUGACGUGGGAGGGCGAGAGACCUCAGAGGCGAAGUGCUGAUGUGGGGAAGUGGGGGAACGGUUUUGGGCCGGAGUCGUGGCCUCCGCCGAGGCCGGGGUCGGAGAUACCGGAGUGGCCGCCGGUUUCACGAGGCGAUUCUCUAACUCGACAGGGGUCGACGGCUCACCCAGGCCCAGCGGGGCAACGUUGGGCCCCUCCGCGUCAUCCACCCCCAGGGGUCUAUUCGCUACGUGUGGGCGAGGGCCCACUCCAGCCCAGACCGGCCCACGGUGGGCCCUGUAGCUGCCACCGGCCACCGCCAUUCGUACGCCCGCCAAGCUGCCGCCAUGUUUGUCGACACCAGCGCCCUCUUCCUCCCACGUGCGUACGUUGUAGUGCGUCGCUCUGCCGCCAGCCGGCGCUAGUGGGCGGUUGGCCGGGCGCCCCUCGGCCCAGAAUGCCGGCACCCCAUCCGCCGUCGUACAGUCAGGUAACGCAAAUUUAACGGCGUUGGAAGUGUCUAUUUAGGAUUGAUUUUGAACAGCUGUUCUGAGAUCUCAUAAGCGGAAGACAUUAUCCUGUAUGUUGAUGCAUGUUGUAAUAUUGCAUGCCUACGUUCAUUGACGGAUCAACAAAGAACAGUGCAAGGACCUCCCUCCUAGAGCGUUUCUCCUUGUAACAAAGGGAAUCAUUUGCUGCAUGUAUUUUUUCAUUCAUGCUUGAUGCUCUGCAAUUCAGGGCGACGUUUACAAAGGAAUGUCACAUUUUGACUGCAUAAGUAAUGUAAGUAUACCUAUAUGCAAGGAAUUUACUAGGCAGCAGAGUUCCAGUAUGUUUAAAGAAUAGAACGUUUAUGUGAUUCUCUGAUAAUGUUCUCAGUUGUCAACAUUGUAAUGUGAUUUUUUCAAUAAAAUAUUUCGGGUGAUUAUAA
Molecule: messenger RNA, 1987 nt
Organism: Amphibalanus amphitrite
Lineage: Eukaryota; Metazoa; Arthropoda; Thecostraca; Balanomorpha; Balanidae
Exons: 5
Coding region: 74-1561 (495 amino acids)
Biological process (GO): regulation of AMPA receptor activity; transmission of nerve impulse; positive regulation of synaptic transmission, glutamatergic
Cellular component (GO): postsynaptic density membrane; AMPA glutamate receptor complex
Molecular function (GO): channel regulator activity; voltage-gated calcium channel activity
Source: RefSeq, a predicted model, not a curated record